Molecule: messenger RNA, 954 nt
Organism: Choloepus didactylus (southern two-toed sloth)
Lineage: Eukaryota; Metazoa; Chordata; Mammalia; Pilosa; Megalonychidae
Gene: POU1F1
Product: POU class 1 homeobox 1
Exons: 6
Coding region: 1-954 (317 amino acids)
Biological process (GO): regulation of transcription by RNA polymerase II
Molecular function (GO): RNA polymerase II cis-regulatory region sequence-specific DNA binding; DNA-binding transcription factor activity, RNA polymerase II-specific
Source: RefSeq, a predicted model, not a curated record
AUGAGUUGCCAACCUUUUACUUCAGCUGAUACCUUUAUUCCUCUGAAUUCUGACUCUUCUGCAACUCUGCCUCUGAUAAUGCAUCACAGUGCUGCUGAGUGUCUACCAGUCUCCAACCAUGCUACCAAUGUGAUGUCUACAGUCCCACCUAUUUUGUCUUUGAUCCAAACUCCUAAAUGUUUGCACACAUAUUUCUCGGUGACAACCUUGGGAAACACAGCGACGGGACUUCACUAUUCUGUUCCUUCCUGUCAUUAUGGAAACCAGCCAUCGACCUAUGGCGUGAUGGCAGGUAGCUUAACCCCUUGCCUCUAUAAGUUUCCUGACCACACCUUGAGUCAUGGAUUUCCUCCCAUGCACCAGCCCCUCCUGGCAGAGGACCCCACCGCCGCUGACUUCAAGCAGGAACUCAGAAGAAAAAGUAAAUUGGUUGAAGAGCCAAUAGACAUGGAUUCUCCGGAAAUCCGAGAACUGGAAAAAUUUGCCAAUGAAUUUAAAGUGAGAAGAAUUAAGUUAGGAUACACCCAAACAAAUGUCGGGGAGGCUCUGGCAGCUGUGCAUGGCUCUGAAUUCAGUCAAACAACUAUCUGCCGAUUUGAAAACCUGCAGCUCAGCUUUAAAAAUGCAUGCAAGCUAAAAGCAAUAUUAUCUAAGUGGCUGGAAGAAGCAGAGCAAGUAGGAGCUCUAUACAAUGAAAAAGUGGGAGCAAAUGAAAGGAAAAGAAAACGGAGAACAACUAUAAGUAUUGCUGCUAAGGAUGCUCUGGAGAGACACUUUGGAGAACAGAAUAAACCGUCCUCUCAGGAGAUCAUGCGGAUGGCUGAAGAACUGAAUCUUGAGAAAGAAGUAGUAAGGGUUUGGUUUUGCAACCGAAGGCAGAGAGAAAAACGGGUGAAAACAAGUCUGAAUCAGAGUUUAUUUACUAUUUCUAAGGAGCAUCUUGAGUGCAGAUAA